AUGGCAGAACACUUUCCCUCCGAUGAUGACACAAUCAACUCCCCCGCCUGCCCGGAAUCACCUACUCUAGGCGAAAACGGUUUCGAAGACGCAAUGUCAAAUCCUGUUUCCAUACAAACCUCGUCUGAAACAGCAAGCGAUACCCCAAACAGUGCUGGGUCACCAAGCAGUAGUGAUGCACCACGAUCAGUAAGAAGCGGUCUAAGUUUAAAUGGAGGAGCACAAGGAAACGGGAAUGGAUACGGGAUGCCGAUUAACUCUCCUACAACAUUUAUUAAUGACCGAAGUAUACGGUCUACUCUUCCACUACAAAACGCAUCUAUGAAUAAUGGUUACUUAAUUAAUCCGAUAUAUCCUGUUGCGCCCGCUCCUGCUCCAGCAAUGUAUUGGUCGAGAAUACAGACACAUGGAAAACCAGGAGUACGACCGUUGAGAGCGCACACGGUCAACUUGGUUGGUGAAUUAAUGUUCGUGUUUGGUGGCUGUGAUGCGAGAACUUGUUUCAAUACAGUCUAUGUAUUUGAUGCAGACACAAUGUAUUGGAGCAGGCCAAAAGUAUAUGGAGAUCCACCGCCGUCUUGCCGUGCUCAUUCCUCAACACUUGUCGAUAAACGCCUGUUUAUAUUCGGGGGUGGUGACGGCCCAAUAUACUUUAAUGAUCUAUACGUUUUUGACACGGAUACGAUGACUUGGUCAAAACCGAUGACUUCCGGUCAGGCACCAAGUCCUCGGCGCGCACAUACGACUGUAUAUUACAACAACCAUGUCUAUGUAUUUGCUGGUGGUGAUGGUGUGCGUGCCCUUAAUGAUGUAUAUUCUCUCGACAUUUCAGACAUGACCAAUCUUGUAUGGAAAAAAUUAGAACCAGAGGGAAGGGCACCUACCUCGAGGGGAUAUCACACUAGUAAUUUAGUUGGAAGUAAAAUGAUAAUCUAUGGAGGAAGUGACGGACACGAUUGUUUUCGGGACGUACAUAUUUUGGAUCUAGACAAGCUCUAUUGGGUUGAAGUGCAAAUAAACAAAUCUUUCCCUCGCUUAUCGCACACAUCAACACAAGUCGGAUCGUACCUGUUCAUAGUCUGUGGCCACGACGGUACAAGGUAUACGUCGGAAGUGCUACUAUUGAAUUUAGUAACUAUGGAAUGGGAAAGUCGUAAAGUGUAUGGUGUGCCUCCAUCUUCCCGCGGCUAUCACACUGCCGUACUUCAUGACUCGCGAUUAUUCAUUUUCGGUGGUUACGAUGGUCAUCACGUUUUCGAUGAUGUGUAUGUAGUAGACCUGGCGGCCUGUGCAUACUUACCACAAAUCACAACGUUCCAAUUACCAACCGAUCUAUGA
This is a messenger RNA of Paraglomus occultum, 1338 nucleotides long. NCBI's taxonomy places the organism in Eukaryota, Fungi, Glomeromycota, Glomeromycetes, Paraglomerales, Paraglomeraceae. The record is from the annotation of a GenBank genome assembly.